CUUCAGAACACUGUGUAGUAGGCUAUACAACAAAAAGUUGCCUUUUCAAACGACUUCAGUCAGUCUCAAAUGUAAACUUUCUUGAAAAGGUGCAAACUAGGCAGGUAAGGUAAAGGUGUGGAAGUGUAUUUGUCCGCUAGAGGCCGCUGCACGUCAGUUAAUUCUGAGUCUGCGCAGUCGGCGUAUUUUCACCGCCAUGUUGAACUAGCAAACAGAAGAAACAUGCCUGUUUUGCUAGACGCCUAACAAAACGUAUAUUGAUUUCUCCUUAAUUAAACUAAAGCCCAGAUUAAAUUUUAAGUUUGAAAAACAAUGGGGAAACGAUAUUACUGUGACUACUGUGACCGCAGCUUUCAGGACAACCUCCACAACAGAAAGAAGCACCUGAACGGCGUCCAGCAUCACCGGGCGAAGAAAGCCUGGUUUGACAACUUCAGAGACGCUGCCACACUUUUAAACGACGAACGAGCGAAAGAAGUCUGUAGAAAGUUUCUUCAGACAGGACAAUGUGUGUUUGGCACGAGCUGUCGUUUUUCACACAUGUCUGAGAAGCAAAUGAAGAUGCUGGAACAAAAGAUUGACGAUGAAAAGCGUCAGAAGGAAGAUCCUGACCAGGAUGGAUCAUCUGAGCGUAGCGUUGAUGAAUGGCUCUCCAGAAGAGAGAAGAAACUGGCUGCUUUGACAUCAGGAAGAUCUUCCUCCAUCUCUACAUCCUCCACCUGCUGGUGGUUGGAGAGUGACGAAGCACAACGAAUGGGGUUGAAAUGGAAUUUAAAUUCCUUUUAUUUAAUGAUUUUUCCCCCAGACCAUGCCGCUGACUGUAAUAUUUACAAAGGCUUUUUUAAAUCAAAAACAAUGUACGUAUUUCUGUCAGAAAAGAAUUGCGUGCAGAAUAUAAUUGUAUAAUAGGAAACAUGUCUGCAUGACUGAAUAAGUUUACAUUUUAUAUAAACACUCUCAAUAAAAUCAGUGCAUUUAACUUCAUAA
This is a messenger RNA of Danio aesculapii, 987 nucleotides long. RefSeq names its product zinc finger, matrin-type 5 (gene zmat5). Bases 313 to 906 code for a protein of 197 amino acids. Gene Ontology annotation, molecular function: zinc ion binding. The transcript is spliced from 5 exons. The record is from RefSeq and is a predicted model, not a curated record. Gene Ontology annotation, cellular component: U12-type spliceosomal complex. Lineage: Eukaryota; Metazoa; Chordata; Actinopteri; Cypriniformes; Danionidae.